Messenger RNA from Seminavis robusta, 780 nucleotides. The record is from the annotation of a GenBank genome assembly. Lineage: Eukaryota; Bacillariophyta; Bacillariophyceae; Naviculales; Naviculaceae.
AUGGUGACGAGCGCCGGCGGCAACGAUGGCGGCGGCUACAACAGGCCACUAUCCAUAGCGAACAUCACGGAUACUGCGUAUUCUGUGGUACCAACAGGGACAUACUUGAAGGGGUGCUUGGCGCUAUCGGUCGCUCUGUAUGUUCUGAAUCAGAAACAUUUUCUUCCAAGACCCUUGGCUUCCAUUGUCAGCAAAGUCUUCUUUUGGCCGACCUUGCCACUGACAGCUGGAAAGCUCUAUGGAAAAUGGAGCACUGCCAUUGACAAUACCGUGGUUCUUGGAGCAGCGCCAUUUGGUUUCGCCAAUGUGCCCGAGCGACUUUACAAUGAAUAUGGGGUUCGAGGAGUGAUCAAUCUUUGCGAAGAGUAUUCUGGGCCUGACCAGCACUACCAACGAUUGGGAAUGAAACACUUGCGACUUCCCACAGUGGACCAUUUCGAGCCCACCGUGGAAGAUAUGGAAAAAGCGGUGAGUUUCAUACAAAAACAUAAGGAAAGGGGUGAAAAGGUAUACGUGCAUUGCCGGGCUGGACAUGGUCGCAGUGCUGCCAUUGUCUUUGCAUGGCUCAUUUCCCAAGAUCCAUCGGCGGAUCUGGAAGAGUUGAACAAGCAGUUUUAUGCUAAGCGGCAUGUUCGGAAAAAACUCUGGAAACAAACCAAUAUUAGGGAGUUUCAUCGGAGACUGAGAACACGAGGAAUUAUUCACGGAAGAAGGAUUCUGAAGGGUGUGUCGGAUGACGAAAUUUCGGACGAGGAAGGCGAUGGAAACAAGGAACUGUAG